UUUAUAUUCUCACUCUCUCUCUUCCAAGUUCUUCUAAAAGGGGUCCUUUCAGUGUACAAACUCCCUAAUUUAUAAACCUAAUUUAAUCGAUCAAUAUAGCGCAAGGGAAUUUGAUCUCCACUACCACCGAAUCUGAAAUUAGAGGAUGGAAGGAGAAGAUGAACGGCGUAAGGCUGCUGGUAGAGAUUAUCGUAAGAAGCUCUUGCAUCAUAAAGAGCUUGAAUCAAGAGUUAGAACGGCAAGGGAGACAUUAAGAGGUUCCAAGAAGGAGUAUGCUAAAACUGAAGAUGAUCUGAAGUCCCUUCAGAGUGUUGGGCAAAUUAUAGGAGAAGUUCUGCGACCUCUAGACAACGAACGCUUGAUAGUUAAAGCAAGUAGUGGCCCAAGGUACGUUGUUGGUUGCCGCAGUAAAGUAGACAAGGAAAAGCUUACAGCAGGAACAAGGGUCGUUCUUGAUAUGACAACUCUCACAAUCAUGCGUGCCCUUCCACGUGAAGUUGAUCCAGUUGUUUAUAACAUGCUUCAUGAAGAUCCUGGUAACAUUAGCUACUCAGCUGUUGGUGGAUUGUCGGAUCAGAUCCGUGAACUAAGAGAAUCUAUUGAGCUGCCACUUAUGAACCCCGAACUCUUCCUUAGGGUUGGUAUCAAGCCCCCCAAGGGUGUUCUUCUCUAUGGGCCACCUGGAACAGGCAAGACACUAUUAGCCAGAGCUAUUGCCAGUAACAUAGAUGCCAACUUUUUAAAGGUUGUCUCAAGUGCUAUAAUUGAUAAAUACAUAGGUGAAAGUGCAAGAUUAAUUCGUGAGAUGUUUAACUAUGCACGUGAUCAUCAGCCUUGCAUCAUAUUUAUGGAUGAAAUCGAUGCCAUUGGUGGUCGCCGAUUCAGCGAGGGUACCAGUGCUGAUCGUGAAAUCCAAAGAACAUUGAUGGAAUUGCUUAAUCAGCUUGAUGGGUUUGACCAACUUGGGAAGGUUAAAAUGAUUAUGGCGACGAACAGACCUGAUGUCUUGGAUCCUGCACUUCUUCGUCCAGGGCGACUUGACAGAAAGAUAGAGAUCCCAUUGCCUAAAGAACAGUCUAGGAUGGAAAUCUUGAAGAUCCAUGCUGCUGGGAUUGCCAAACAUGGCGAAAUCGACUAUGAAGCAGUUGUAAAACUGGCUGAGGGCUUUAAUGGGGCUGAUUUAAGGAAUGUCUGCACUGAAGCUGGGAUGUUUGCAAUCCGUGCUGAACGUGAUUACGUCAUUCACGAAGAUUUCAUGAAAGCGGUGCGAAAACUGAACGAAGCAAAGAAGCUCGAGUCAAGUGCACAUUACAACGCCGACUUUGGAAAAGACUAAUUGGGAGGAAGCUUCAUGCUCUUUGUUGUCUAAAUAUGAAAGCCAUGGAUGCCGGGCAGUGCACUAUAUCUCUCUUUCUUUUUGUCCCCUUCUCCUGAAUGCCCUUGAAUUAUGUAAGGAUGUGGUUGGGCUGUGUUAAGCCAAGAUUGCAAGUCAAGGUUAGUAAGUACCCUGGAGCGCUAAGAACUUCGCAUACUUGGGCUCUUCAUUGGAAGACUUAUCAGCAGUAACUUCUUCUUCUUUGUUUCCUUUUAAUAGCCGGAUGAUAUAGUACAACAACUUUUACAUUUUAAAUGACCUGUGUUGAAUAUUUAUGAUGCAUCGAGUGUGUUAUACUGCAAUGGGACAUGUUCCAUUCCAACUUGUUAAAUUGUUUGACCUUAGGUACCAUAAAUCUGUUGUCGGAUAUCCCUUUAUUAUAUGUUGAACCAGUCUAUUUUCAUUGGGACAAAGGUCAUUUACCGCGUA
Molecule: messenger RNA, 1804 nt
Organism: Papaver somniferum (opium poppy)
Lineage: Eukaryota; Viridiplantae; Streptophyta; Magnoliopsida; Ranunculales; Papaveraceae
Product: 26S proteasome regulatory subunit S10B homolog B-like
Exons: 10
Coding region: 146-1336 (396 amino acids)
Biological process (GO): positive regulation of RNA polymerase II transcription preinitiation complex assembly
Cellular component (GO): proteasome regulatory particle, base subcomplex; cytosolic proteasome complex
Molecular function (GO): ATP binding; proteasome-activating activity; ATP hydrolysis activity
Source: RefSeq, a predicted model, not a curated record